GAGCGUUUCUCGUAGCUUCGGAGCACCUCGGAUAGCUUCCUCGAGCGAUGUACUCGUGACGUCUCCAGCCCCUCGCAGCGCGACAGGUCCCUGACCUACUUCGCUUGAGUCUGCGUGCGCGGCGCGUCCGAGGAGAAUCAUUUUCGUUCUGUGUUUGUUCAUUCGUUCACGUAUGGAGCAAAGUUUAGAAGCGCGAGCAGUGUCGGAGGUUGUGAUCAAAAUCGAUGACUCGGAGGACGCUAGACCGGAGACGGAGCCAGAAUCCGACCGAGUAGAAGACGAGUCCAUGACGGAUGAAGUUAAGGUGAUGAACGAGGCUAGAGAUUCGCAAUCACCGGAGACGUGUCCCAUCGCGGACGAAGCAGUCUGCCCUCCGUCUCAAUCAGCUGAUGUAGGGACCUAUAACCCACCGCGAUUCGACGUGACGCCAACCCUAGUGUACACCGACGUUUUUGAAAACUUCACCAAAGGAGUGAAGUGGGCGAGCAACGGCGUGAACUUCGCUGUUGUGACUGACGAUAAUCAGAUCCAUUCUUGGAAAACCGUGGAGGACCUGGGCAGGUAUUUUGUUCCGGACAAAAUUCUGACGGAGCGUUUGACAACGAUCCGAGAACCCCAACCGAUAAAUGACUUCGCGUGGCACCCGGCCCACGAUAGGAGUUCCUUCGUGACCACCUGUAACACCCAGCCCUUGCAUUUAUACGAUGCAACAACGGGGAAACUCCUCUGUAGUUACGUAGCGAAGAAUCAUCUGGAUGAACUCGUCGCGGCGUACUCAGUACAGUUCUUGAGGUCCGGAGAGAAAGUCUGCGCGGGUUACAAGAAAUUUGUGCGGAUUUUCGAAGUCGAGUACUGCGGACGAUCAACGGAGGUGAGCACGUGGAAACAGUAUCAAGCCGGCAUCGUCUCAGCCAUCGACGCCAGUGAAGUCGCUGACAGUCUGAUGGCUGUCGGAACCUACUGCAACAGUGUUGCACUCUAUGAUCUCAGAACUGGGAAGAUAUCUCACGAUCCGGUUGUCGGUCAUAAAGGCGGAAUCACCCAGCUCCGUAUGUCCGCUGACGGUGGAUUGUUGUACUCUGGCGCGAGAAAGGACAACGUCAUCCAAUGUAGAGAUUUGAGAAAGUUCGAGGAAGUUUUAUACGAGUUUCCGAGGGUCUGCACGACGAAUCAGCGGAUGCACUUCGAUCUCUGCUACGAGGAGGAUUAUCUGUGCACAGGGAACACCGAUGGAAGCUGUUACCUGUGGGAUCUCCGCAAUCUCAAAAUGUACGAAGAGAAUAAGUGCGAGCCGAAUCUGAUUUUCUUGCCACAUACAGAUCUACGAAAAACCCGAUCCAGCGCUGCGAACGGGAUCAGUUUUCAUCCUUGGGCGCCACUGUUGGCCUCGAGCUCCGGUGGAAGGUCUACGACUGUAUGGGACGAGGAAACAGAGCAAUGUCUCUGGACGAAAGCAUCCGAAUAUGCGGUGAAAUUAUGGAAGUUUCCUUGCUGAGUGUCCUUCUUUAAUUCAUAAAUCGUGCCAGGAUCGUCGUUCUGCGAUGGCGCGCUUCUAAUCAAGUGAUCUCACUCU
Galendromus occidentalis (western predatory mite) is the source of this 1573-nucleotide messenger RNA. RefSeq names its product Telomerase Cajal body protein 1 homolog (gene WDR79). Bases 173 to 1495 code for a protein of 440 amino acids. The transcript has a single exon. The record is from RefSeq and is a predicted model, not a curated record. Gene Ontology annotation, molecular function: protein binding. NCBI's taxonomy places the organism in Eukaryota, Metazoa, Arthropoda, Arachnida, Mesostigmata, Phytoseiidae.